AUGGAUUUAGCGUACAUGUACACAUUAAACGGAAUCACAUGGACAUGGGACAAUAUCAAGCCUCAGGAUCCCGAUGAGGCACUUCUCGAAACUACGGUUGUUGCCCUUCCAACAGCGAAGGAUUAUGAAAGGGAGAUUAAGAAGAUGAUGUUCCCAGACCAGUUUGCUGAUAAUGUUGAGGAUUCGAAAGUGGCCGCAUUCGAACUCUGA
Messenger RNA from Trichoderma breve, 210 nucleotides. RefSeq lists its product as uncharacterized. The transcript has a single exon. The coding region runs from base 1 to 210 and encodes 69 amino acids. Lineage: Eukaryota; Fungi; Ascomycota; Sordariomycetes; Hypocreales; Hypocreaceae. The record is from RefSeq and is a predicted model, not a curated record.